This is a messenger RNA of Corythoichthys intestinalis (scribbled pipefish), 4890 nucleotides long. RefSeq names its product acyl-CoA dehydrogenase family member 11-like. Gene Ontology annotation, molecular function: acyl-CoA dehydrogenase activity. Bases 51 to 1958 code for a protein of 635 amino acids. The transcript is spliced from 15 exons. NCBI's taxonomy places the organism in Eukaryota, Metazoa, Chordata, Actinopteri, Syngnathiformes, Syngnathidae. The record is from RefSeq and is a predicted model, not a curated record.
CUUGGUGAAAAUAAACAGCUGCUUCUCUGCUAGCUCGGGGACAGAGAGCCAUGUCUGGCGCAAAGCAGUGCCUCUCUGCAGGCUGUAGUGGCUGGAAGGUGCUGUGUGGUGCCACCAGGACCCCUAUCAACAUCAGAUAUAUCAGUAGUGUUAAAGCAGGCUCGAGGCCAUCUGAGGAAGAGCAACUCUGGGAAACGGCGGCAGCUCUGCCUUUUUCUGCAGCCAGGCUUGGAUCGUUCUUUCAGGACCGACCUGUGCUCAAGAACCCUUUUCUGGAGGAUGCCCUUUUGAGGGGAUACUUGAGGAGACACCUGCCUCACGAGGCAGUGUCUGCAGAUUUGUGUGCCUUUGGCGAGCGUGUGGCGACGGAGGUAGAUGCGUGGGGAAGAGAGUGUGAAGUCAUUCCCCCUCGAUUGGUGCACUUUGACCCUUGGGGACGCAGGGUGGACCACAUUGUGACCUCUCCAGCAUGGAAACGCAUGAAAGAUCUGUCAGCGCAGGAGGGAUUGGUCGCGAUCGCUUACGAGAGGCCGCAUGCAGAAUGGAGUCGGGUUUAUCAAAUGAGCAAGUUGUACAUCUUCUCCCCCUCGUCUGGCCUCUACACUUGUCCUCUGGCUAUGACUGACGGAGCUGCCAAAGUCAUACAGUCCAUAGGCAUUUCUUGGCCUGUACAAGAAGCCUUCAACCGACUAACUAGCCGUCAGCCUGAACAUUUCUGGACAUCAGGACAGUGGAUGACAGAGCGACAAGGAGGUUCUGAUGUAGCCGGUGGUACAGAAACAGUGGCAGUUCCCCAAACAAAUGGUUGGUACAAACUUUACGGCUACAAGUGGUUCACCUCCGCUACCGAUGCAGACAUGACUCUCACACUAGCCAGAGUGUGUGACCAAUCAGGAAAAACCACACCGGGCAGCAGAGGUUUGUCCCUGUUCUACGCGGAGGUCAGUCGAGACCGUAAUGGCUGUCUGAGAGGGAUUGAGGUUCAGAAGCUGAAGGACAAACUGGGAACCAGACAGAUGCCCACAGCCGAGCUUCUUCUGGACGGCCUACGAGCACACAGGCUGUCAGAAGAAGGAAGAGGUGUGGCCUCCAUUGCGAACAUGCUAACUAUAACCAGAAUCCACAACAGCAUCUCUGCAGCAGCAGCAAUGAGAAGGGUGGUCCAGUUAGCGCGUGACUACUCCACUCGCCGCACCGCCUUCGGAAAGCAGCUUAAAGAGCACCCGUUGCAUGUGCAGACACUCGCCAGGUUGGAGGUCGAGACCCGUGGCGCCUUCCUCUUGGUGAUGGAUGUGUGUCGGCUACUGGGACGAGAAGAGAGCGGCGUCGCCACGCAGCUUGACGCUCACCUCUUACGUCUGCUCACACCCGUUGUCAAACUAUACACUGGCAAACAGGCAGUCGCUGUGGUGUCAGAGGGUUUGGAGAGUUUUGGCGGGCAGGGCUACAUUGAGGACACCGGGCUACCUGUCCUACUUCGAGAUGCGCAGGUGCUGAGCAUAUGGGAAGGUACAACAAAUGUUUUGUCCCUGGAUGUGCUGCGAUGUGUGGCUCGAAGUUCAGGGAUGGUUCUCCGUGCUUACUUCACUCAUGUCAAAACCCUGCUUGCAGGAGCUUCCAGUGUGUCCUCUCUGGAUCCAGCUGUGAGAGCAGUAGAUGGGGCUCUCUCUCAACUAGAAGGCUUUAUCCAGGAGGCAGCCACUAGAAUGCCAGGCUACCUGGAACUUGCAGCCAGAGACUUGGCAUUUACCCUGGCUCGCAUCUAUAUGGGUGCCCUUCUCAUUGAUCAUGCAAGUUGGAAUGGAAGGUCUCAAGCUGAUGUCUAUGCAGCACUCAGGUGGUGUGAACAAGACUUAUGUGUGGUGGCAUCAAAUAAGACAAGAGGAUACUACGAUGCCACUUCAGCAGGAGUUGAUUCAGCUCUUGUGUAUGACCAGGAAACGGAGGGUGGACACUGAUACAUAUUGUAGGCCACUGUACCUCUAACUUCAGCUUUGUUAAUUAAUAUAUCACAUACCCAGAGGUGGGUAGUAACACAUUACAAUUACUCCGUUACAUUUAGUUGUGUAACUUUUUGAGAAAAAAUGUACUUCUAAUAGUAGUUUUAGCAAGCCAUACUUUUUACUCAUACUUGAUUAGAUUUGUGAAAAACUACGCUACUUUUACUCUGCUACUUUGAGCUACACUAGUUGUUACAUUUUUCCUCUUUAUUCUACAUAUAAGAUUUUAAUUUUAAUCUAUCUCCCAGUUUUUAUUUGGCACUGAUUGACCACGGAAAACCGGAGUAUGAUCCUUUUAGUUUCAUAUUAAAAAUGUUUUCUCCACUAGAGGGCACUCAUGCUCCUUGAACGAAUCACGCUUACCGAAAUUUUGGCACUAUAGGCAGGGGUUAACUUGUGCCGGAUCCUUCUGGAACAAGAUCCGGCACCUCUUGAUUUUGGCAUCCCUGUGUUCCGGGACUUAUUUGGGCAGAUCUGGCACCUCUCGUGUAUGGAAAAUCAUAAUAAUAUAAAAAUGUUUUUUAAAAAAUGUAUAAAAUUAAAUAAUAAUAUCCAUAAAUUAAUUUACAGGACAAAUUCCAAGAAUUGCAUGUUGUUCAUAAAAAAUGACCAUCAUUUGAAAAAGUCGGAGAUUUGUUGAUGCACUGAAAAGCUGGACCAAUAAAUUACGCCCCUGACAAAAAAAUGGAUCAAACUGUAUUUCAACAUGCCAAACAGAAUGUAAACAAAAGAAUGUAAGUUGAAUUUACUGUAUUUUUUUUAAAAAAGAAGGAAGAUGGUUCAAAACGAGUCAGAAAAGCAAUAACCGGCGAUGAGGGCAGCUGCAAUGAUCAUGCUAACGGUCAGGACGGGGUGCAGCAGGAGGCUAGCGUCGCAGCAGCUAGCCAGGUUCACGGACAGCCAGCCAAGCCGGGGCAGGAGGCUGCUACCAUGGCAGCAGCUGGUCAGGUUCAGCGCCACCCGGAGUGAGGGCCAGCUACAGCGCCAGCAGUCAGCCAUUUGGACCACCAACAGCCGGAUCAGCAGGCUAGUACCCUUAUGGAAAAUUCGGGUUUGGACUGCACAAUUUGCAAGGUUGUAGGAACUUUGGGGCCAGAGAAGACGAGGGGGGGAUGAAACUCGCAAAAGAAUGGGUUUGUGUUAUUUAUUGUAAUCUAUGAUUUUUUUUUAAUGUUUUACAAGUUAGGCCUGUUGAGAAACUAAUUGCUGACUGUGUACUGUAAGUCCCACCUGUGCUUAUCUGGGCAAUUGCCCGUACUGUGUAGCGUAUAGCCUAAAAAAUUGUAAAUUGAUGUCAUAACAUUUAUACCAUGGAUGUUAUCUGAAAUUGAGGCUUGUAAGUCCCACAGCAUGCCAAGUGGGCAUGUGCGUGUUGUUUUCAGUAUCAUUUUCUGCGUAUGUUCCGGGGCAUGUGCCUGUCUCGUCAUCCCUGCGCUGUCAUAUGUACUUUGCGUUCCGGCACUUUAUGAUUUACAAAUUACGCACUGACUAUAGGGUGCACCUGACUAAAACCCCCCACCCACCAAAUUUGACACGAAAACGGCAUUUGUUCAUACAGUAGAUAAAUCGCACUGGACUAUAAACCGCAGCUGUCCUCACUGUAUUAUGAGAUAUUUACACUAAAAGAUAUAAUCCGAUAACACUUUAUUUGACAGCGGCAUCAUAAGACAUGACCGAAUGAACCACCAUGAAUCAUUGUUUCAAGAAGCUUCACUGUUCUCUUGAGGGAGACAUUCAACCUCUGCUGCCACCUGCUGUAAACACUGUUGUCGUCCAACAUGCCUCCUAACAUGUAUUGUAGCGAUACAGAUGUAAAUAACAAAUCAAAAUUCAUUUUCUCUGCUAAUUAUUUCUUCAGUUACUGUUCUAGUUGUUUCAUACAUUGCUAGUUAUGGAAUUAGACAACACUUUAUUUGAUAGUGGUGCCAUAAGAAUGUCAAUAGACAAUCAUCAUUAUGACAUGACACUGUCAUGAGGAUUAAUGAAUGCUUAUUAUAGAUGUCAUUUGGUGCCAUCCGGCAAAUUAUCUCCCUUUUGAACGGAUGUAAAAGUUCCAAAUUGGACAUAAAUGGAGUUAGUGACCAAAUUUGCCAGAUGACACUUAAUGACAUCUGUCAUAGGCAUUCAUUAAUGCCCAUAAUAAUGUCAUGUCAUAAUUAUGACAGUCUUACGGCAGUCUUAUGACGUCGCUGUCAGAUAAAGUGUUGUCUAUUAACCCAAAUAUAUCAACAAAUAAACAGCAAUGGAUUAUAAGACGCAGGAUUCAAAAUGAGGGAAAAAGUAGCGGUUUAUUGUCCAAAAAUUACGGUCAUUUCUGUAGAUUUUUUUUCUCUUGUCGGAAUUCAAUGUUUUCUUUUUUGUGUGUUUCUUUGGCUUAAUGUGGUUAUGUAAUAUUAUAUAGUACAAUAUGAUAAAAGUUCAUAUUAAUAAAUUGUGCUGAGGAAAAAUGCCGUUGGCAAGAUCUACCAUCUUAAGCAGUUACUCACAAUGUUACAUGUUACUUGAGCACAGUAUUCCUUUCACCAAAUACUUUUUUACUUGUACUUGAGUACAUUUUUUUUUUCGUGACUACUUUUACUUGAGUAAUAAUAUUUGGAAGUAACGCUACUAAUUUUUGGCUACUCUGCCCACCUCUGCUCAUACCUUUUUAACAAAUUAAAUCCAAAUUUAAUUGCAUAGCAAAUCUGGUAGUUAAAUGGUGACGUUGUUCAUAAUCGUGGUGCCUUAAAAACUUUGAAAACGUGGGCAUAGUAAAAGAUGUGCCACCGUAACAACGUUUUAAUAAUUGAGUUUUUCCAUUUCAUAUGUCGACCAUGUUGUUGGGGUAUUUAGUUGUAUAUAUCGUGUAUAAUUUUAGUUUCGUAUUAAAUCCUGCUCAAUGCUUUUCAAC